AUGGCAGCUAUGACAAAAGAAAAAGUAACAUUGUCUCCCUACGCCUCACCAACCUCUUCUCCCAGACUGCAGGCUAUCAACCCUCGACUCAUCCGCAGACAGGGAAUUCUAGCACAGCUCUGUAUCAGAUGUGGAGGCUACAGUGGUUCUGACAAUGAGUACUGUAUGAAGUGCCGAAGCAGCCAAUGGAAGACAAACCCACUCAUGAGGAACUAUGAUGAUGUAUACCGUGUGUACAUCGAGGAAAACCGAGAAAAGAUGAGAAAUAUUAAGGUUCUUAGUGAACCAGAAGGUUGGCUGGAAAUCAACAAACAGAGAACCAAAGAAGAGCGAAAAGAGAAGAAGAAGCGUUAUCAGGAACGACUUAAUAUACAACAUACAGGAACUUACUGUGUGGAGUGUAGGCGUUCCGAGAAACAGACCAAUGGAAACCUCUGUCUCAUAUGUGACGCUAAGAGAAGGAGACGGGAGAGAGAUAAACGAGAAAAGUCGGAUAAGAUGUUCCUGUUUGAGGAUAUAACUCCGAGAAGGAAAAAGAAACGCCAGAUUGAUGCUUUAGAUAUUGUGCCAGAAAAUCCUACAGCUAAUGUAGAACCAGUAAAAGGCGAGGAGGAGGAGGAUGAGGCUCCAGUUAGUUAGACAAUACAGGCCUAUAUAACGUCUGGGUAAUACAAAAUUAUACAGACAGAGACAGCGGUUAUACCGGAG
Messenger RNA from Ylistrum balloti, 708 nucleotides. RefSeq lists its product as uncharacterized. The record is from RefSeq and is a predicted model, not a curated record. Bases 1 to 639 code for a protein of 212 amino acids. The transcript has 6 exons. NCBI's taxonomy places the organism in Eukaryota, Metazoa, Mollusca, Bivalvia, Pectinida, Pectinidae.